This is a messenger RNA of Staurois parvus, 2752 nucleotides long. Lineage: Eukaryota; Metazoa; Chordata; Amphibia; Anura; Ranidae. The record is from the annotation of a GenBank genome assembly.
GGCAUCUGGCGAUGGUACAAAUGGACCAAGUCAGCCGGGACUUUUUCCAAACGGAUCUCGCAUGAUGAGAGCACAGUUUAUGAACCCCGUUGCCCAUUUCGCAGGCAUGGGAUUGGGUGGCUUACCCCCAAGACCAAAUCUGGCACCACCAGGCAUGAUCCCACCGUUGAUGGGACCAAUGGGUACUCAUCAAAUGGCUCAGAUGGCUCCAAUGAUUCCUCCCCUCAUGCCUGGAAUGAUGAUGCCAGCGCAUGUGGCACCAGGCACUCUACCUGCCAGCUUACAGCCAGGUGUGAACAGCUUGGAUCCCUCACUUGUUCAGCCGCCAGUCACACAGGCAGCACAUCCUGUAAUUUCAGCGCCACCAGCCAUUUCAGCAAACCUUGCCUCUAAUGAAGAGCCCACCAAGCCAAAAUCUUUGUGGACAGAACAUAAAUCACCAGAUGGUAGGACAUAUUAUUAUAAUAUCGAAACCAAGCAGUCUACGUGGGAGAAACCAGAUGAAUUGAAAACCCCAGCUGAGCAAUUAUUAUCGAAAUGUCCCUGGAAGGAGUUUAAAUCUGACUCUGGAAAACCAUAUUACUACAAUUCCCAGACAAAGGAAUCUCGUUGGGCCAAACCUAAAGAGCUAGAAGAUCUGGAAGCAAUGAUUAAAGCAGAAGAAAGCAGCAGUACUCAAGAAACUGUAGCUUCCGCUCCUGCUCCUGCUCCUGCCGCUGCUACUGUUGCUGCUGCACCUGUACAAAUCAACACAGCUCCAGUUGCUGUAGAGGUGACAAGCACACCCACGCCUGCACCUGUGGCAGUAGCUGCUGAAGCAGAGCUUGCCAUGUCCACCCCCACAACACCUGCCCUAGAAUCUGAGACUAUGGUCAAUGACUCGGGUGAAGAACAAGCCCAUUCUGUGUCGUCUUCCAUCCAAGAGAAGGACCCUGAAGUCAGCAGCAGCGGCAUUGUAGAGGAAUCUGCCAAGCAAGAGGUCCUAGCAGACUCAGCUUCUGUUGAAGAGGAGGAAGAAAAGACUCCUAAAAAGACCUAUACAUGGAACACAAAGGAAGAAGCAAAGCAAGCAUUUAAGGAACUUCUCAAAGAAAAGCGUGUGCCAUCCAAUGCUUCUUGGGAACAAGCCAUGAAAAUGAUAAUCAAUGAUCCACGAUACAGCGCACUGACAAAGCUAAGUGAGAAGAAACAAGCAUUUAAUGCCUACAAGGUGCAAACAGAGAAAGAAGAGAAGGAGGAAGCCAGGUUGAAAUACAAAGAGGCUAAAGAAGCUUACCAGAGGUUUCUAGAAAACCAUGAGAAGAUGACCUCAACCACCCGAUACAAAAAAGCAGAGCAGAUGUUCUCAGAGCUAGAUGUCUGGAAUGCAAUUUCCGAGCGCGACCGUCUUGAGAUUUAUGAAGAUGUUUUGUUCUAUCUGUCAAAGAAAGAAAAGGAACAAGCCAAACAGCUCAGAAAGAGGAACUGGGAAGCUUUGAAGAAUAUAUUAGAUAAUAUGGCUAACGUAACUUAUUGUACAACAUGGUCAGAAGCACAGCAGUACCUCAUGGACAACCCGACUUUUGCCGAAGAUGAGGAACUGCAGAAUAUGGAUAAAGAAGAUGCCUUGAUAUGUUUUGAAGAGCAUAUUCGGGCUUUGGAAAAGGAAGAGGAGGAAGAGAAACAAAAAACUUUACUAAGGGAAAGACGUCGACAGAGGAAGAAUCGAGAAUCUUUCCAGGUGUUUUUAGAUGAAUUACAUGAACAUGGUCACUUACAUUCAAUGUCAUCCUGGAUGGAGUUGUACCCCACAAUCAGUUCUGACAUUCGAUUUGCCAACAUGCUUGGUCAGCCAGGUUCCACAGCAUUAGACUUAUUCAAAUUCUAUGUGGAGGGUCUGAAGGCUCGAUACCAUGAUGAGAAAAAGAUCAUCAAAGACAUUUUAAGGGAUAAAGGUUUUGUAGUUGAGCUUCGGACAAGCUUUGAAGAUUUUGUCACGGUUAUUAGCUCAACAAAGAGAGCCACCACGUUAGAUGCUGGAAAUAUCAAACUUGCCUUCAACAGUCUUUUAGAGAAAGCAGAGGCCCGGGAGAGAGAGCGUGAGAAGGAAGAGGCCCGGAAAAUGAAACGAAAAGAAUCUGCUUUCAAGAGUAUGUUAAAACAAGCAGCACCACCCAUUGAAGCGGACUCUGUAUGGGAAGAGGUUCGGGAAAGGUUCAAUAAAGAGGCAGCAUUUGAAGAUAUCACACUGGAAGCAGAACGGAAAAGGAUAUUUAGAGAUUUUGUCCAUGCCAUAGAGCAUGAAUGUCUACAUCAUCAUUCAAAAAACAAGAAGCACUCAAAAAAAUCAAAGAAGCAUCAUCGGAAGAGGUCUCGCUCGCGCUCAGGUUCUGAAUCUGAGGAAGAAGAGGAGAACCACACAAAAAAGAAAAGGCAAAGAUCAGACUCCCGGUCUGGCUCUGAACAUUCCUCCAGUGGAGAAUCGGAAAAAAGUUAUAAAAAGACAAAGAAGCACAAAAAGAAGAGUAAGAAGAGAAGACAUAAAUCUAAUUCUCCAGAAUCUGAAGGAGAGAGGGACAGAGAUAGAAAAGACAGAGACAAGGAUGACAAGGAACGAUCGAGGCAGAAAGAAUCAAAACAGAAAUCUCCUAAAAGGAAAGCAACAAAGGAUAAAGAUUCUGGUAACUGGGACACAUCUGGAAGUGAAUUAAGUGAAGGGGAGUUGGAAAAGAGAAGGCGGACCCUCCUGGAACAGCUGGAUGAUGAUCAAUAA